Messenger RNA from Candoia aspera, 5121 nucleotides. RefSeq names its product multiple EGF like domains 6 (gene MEGF6). Lineage: Eukaryota; Metazoa; Chordata; Lepidosauria; Squamata; Candoiidae. The coding region runs from base 1 to 4659 and encodes 1552 amino acids. The record is from RefSeq and is a predicted model, not a curated record. The transcript is spliced from 38 exons. Gene Ontology annotation, molecular function: calcium ion binding.
AUGCCGGGGGGAAAGGCGAGGUGGGGCGGCUUCAUGCUGUGGUGCCUUGUGGUGGGGAGUCACUUCCCCAGAGCAUCUGGGCUGCACCGUUGGUACCUCUGGAAAAAUUGCUAUCCGUGCUACGGUGGUCGAGCUGCACACGGCGGGGGCCACUCUGAAUUAAGGCCAGAUGUUGAUGAAUGCCAAGCUCACAAUGGAGGCUGCCAGCAGAGAUGCGUGAACACCCCGGGGAGCUAUUACUGCGAAUGCAAGCCAAGAUUUCGUCUGCACACUGACGGCAGGACGUGCCUCCCUGGAAACCCCUGUGCCAUCAACAACGGGGGAUGUGAACACGAUUGCGUGCAGCUCAGCUUCUCGCAGCACCGAUGCCAAUGCCGGCUGAAUUACCAGUUGAAAGAGGAUGGGAAACAUUGUGUGGUGAGAAACCCAUGCGCCACUCAGAACGGUGCUUGCAUGCACAAAUGCCGGAAUCAUCACGGGGUGGCGCAUUGCGAAUGCCACCCUGGCUACCGACUGGGGCCGGACCGCAAAACCUGCCAAGAUAUUGACGAAUGCGCGACGGGCGUGGCAGCAUGCGCACACACGUGUCUGAAUGCUCGGGGCUCCUAUAAAUGCGUGUGCCACUUUGGCUACGAACUCGGGGCAGAGGGCAAGCAGUGUUACCGAAUAGAAAUGGAAAUUGUGAAUAGCUGUGAAACCAGCAACGGGGGCUGUUCCCACCUGUGUCAUCACACCAGCUCCGGUCCGGCCUGCGGCUGCAAUUUCGGAUACCGCCUGGAUGAAGACGAAAAGACUUGCAUUGAUGUCGAUGAAUGCAGCGCUGGGUCUCACUGCUGCCAACAAGGUUGUUACAACUAUCCGGGGGGUUACGAGUGUGUUUGCUACGCUGGCUACAAGCUCAACCCUGCGGGCUGCGGCUGCGAUGAUCUGGACGAGUGCUCCGCAAAUAACGGUGGCUGCGAACAUUUUUGCCAAAACCUGGUUGGUUCGUUCCUCUGCAGCUGCCGGAUCGGGCUCAAACUAGAUGAAGAUCGCAGAAGCUGCCUUUCCCUUGAGGAUCCCGUGGAGGCCUCGGACAUCCGGCGCCCCGUCGUCCGUCCGCUCCCCCACGUGGCUGUUUUCCAGGAUGAGCUCCCCCAACUUUUUGAUGAUGAAUACGACGAAGAGGGGGAAGAGGUGGAGGCAAGAGGAGAACACACGCUCUCUGAGAAAUUCAUCUGCCUGGACGACACAUUUGGCCCCGACUGCAGCCUGCUGUGCGAAGAAUGCCAGAACGGAGGCCGGUGCAACCAAGACGGGACCGGCUGCAUCUGCACGGACGGAUGGGCCGGGGUCCUGUGCAAUGAAACCUGCCAAAAAGGGACGUUUGGGAAGAACUGCAGCCAGCUUUGUCCCUGCCAAAACGGAGGCAGCUGCGAUCCGGUGACGGGAGCCUGCCACUGUCCGCCCGGUGCCAGCGGGGACCUGUGUGAAGAUGUCUGCCCAAAAGGAUUUUUUGGAAAGCACUGCCGGAAGAAAUGCCAUUGUGCCAACAGGGGACGCUGCCACCGGGUUUUCGGCACCUGCCUCUGCGAUCCAGGACUCUAUGGGCGCUUCUGCCACCUAGCUUGCCCGAAGUGGGCGUACGGGGUCGGUUGCUCUGGGGAGUGCCAGUGCGUGCAAGUCAACACACAACACUGUGACAAGCGAGACGGCAGCUGCGUGUGCAAGCCAGGCUACCACGGGGAAAGAUGCCAAGCGACGUGCCCUGAAGGGAAAUUUGGAGUAAAUUGCCUUCACUCCUGUUCCUGUAAUGGUUCAUCUUGCAGUCGGUUCACUGGGGAAUGCCACUGUGUAGCUGGGAAGACUGGAAGGUCACAUUGUCCUGAAGGCCACUGGGGAGAUGGCUGCCAGCAACUUUGUCCAGAAUGCCAGAAUAAUGCCCAUUGUGAUCCCACCACUGGUGCUUGCUUAUGCCCCCCUGGAUACACAGGGAGCCGUUGUGAAGAGAUCUGCCCACCUGGCUGGUUUGGGCAAGGAUGCCAACUUCAGUGUAACUGUGACAACGGAGGGGACUGUGACCCCGAAAUGGGGAAGUGUAGCUGCGCCCCUGGGUGGACUGGCUAUCGGUGCCAAAGAGCCUGUGACCCGGGCCGCUGGGGUCCCGACUGUGCCCACGCUUGUGACUGUUCUGGGGAUGAUGGCGUCUGCAGCGCCACAACCGGGCAGUGCCUCUGCGAAGCCGGCUACGUCGGCGUGCGCUGCGACCAGAAGUGUCCCGAAGGCUGGUUUGGCCCCAGCUGCCACCAGCGAUGCCAGUGUGACCACCACGGAGCCUGUGACCACGUCAGCGGCGUCUGUACUUGCACUCCAGGCUGGAGAGGAACAUUUUGUGAGCGGACUUGUCCCAAUGGCUUUUACGGCAUGGAGUGCCGGCAUGCCUGUCGCUGCCUCAACGGGGCCCGCUGCGAUCCUGUGACGGGCCACUGCCGCUGUGCCGCAGGCUGGAUCGGGCCGCGCUGCAACCAGACUUGUCCAGCUCACCACUAUGGCGAGAACUGCAGCCAGGAGUGUCACUGUGCGAACGGAGCCUCGUGCCACCCCGCCACAGGGCAAUGCCUCUGUGCACCGGGAUGGGUGGGCACCACCUGCCAGCAAGGAUGUCCGCCGGGAUUCUACGGACUUGCCUGCCAGCAAGAGUGUCUCUGUCAGAACGGCGGGACCUGCGAUCUGGUUUUGGGCCGCUGCACGUGUCCGGAAGGGUGGGUCGGAUUGGCUUGCGAGCUGGUGUGUCCAAGGAAAAUACGGUCCAGGUUGCCAAAAAGCUGCGACUGUGUAAAUGGAGGCCAGUGUGACUGGCAGAGUGGACAUUGCCUUUGCCGUGAUGGCUGGACUGGUGAGAAGUGUGAGAGUGCCUGCCCCGAAGGCACGCAUGGGAAAGGGUGUGAGAAAACGUGUGACUGUGAAGACGGGGUCUCCUGCAAUCACAUCACAGGGGCGUGUGACUGCCCCCCAGGAUGGCGAGGGUCCCGUUGUGAGAAAGCCUGCCUGCCCGGUUCGUUUGGGAAGGACUGUGCCACGAAGUGCGACUGUCGCCAAGGGUCUGCUUGCAACCACAUCACCGGCCAGUGUGGCUGCCCCCCCGGCUUCAUGGGCCAUGGAUGUGAACGGCCCUGCACCCCUGGCACCUUCGGCCUCGACUGCGCUCGCAUUUGCCAGUGCGCUGGUGUGAACCAGGACUGCCACCCGGUGUCUGGGAAAUGCCUGUGCGCCCCGGGAUACCAUGGCAGCGGCUGUCAGCAGAAAUGCCCGCCGGGGCGCUACGGGCCGAAUUGCGAGAGGAGGUGUGGGUGCAAGAAUGGGGGACAGUGUAUGACCACGACAGGGGCGUGCCAGUGUCCAGCUGGAUAUAUCGGGGCUGACUGUGGCAUAGCUUGUCCAAGGGGACGCUAUGGCACCGACUGUGCCCUCCCGUGUGCCUGCGGCGAAAACGCCACCUGUCACCCCGUGUCUGGUUCCUGCCUUUGCCCACCGGGCAAAACCGGUCCCAGAUGUGAAAAUGGUUGCCCCCCAAAUCAUUACGGCGCCAACUGCAGUCAGACCUGUGCAUGCCAAAAUGGAGGAAUCUGCCUCCCAGAAGACGGAUCCUGUCUCUGCAGGCUCGGCUGGACCGGGGUCUUUUGUGAAAUAGGUAUUUCUCCUGCCUGCAAGACAAAUCCUGGGACUUUCUGGCUUGCGUGGCUGCAGAUCCUCCAGUUUCCUGGAGUUCCGCUGGACAAUCCACUUCCUUGCUCCGUUCGUAGGCUAGGAAAUCUAACCAUAGGCUGCCCCAGGCUACUGGAUAAGGACUUUCAGGCUCACCCUAAGGUGCAGGAUUUGGCACGAUUCGAUAACGUGGCACUCACACGAUGCCCCCCAGGGAAAUAUGGGGCCAACUGUCAGCUGAACUGCACUUGCCAAAACAAGGGGACCUGCAAUCCGGUCACGGGGGCCUGCCGGUGUGGGAAAGGCCAUUACGGGAACUGGUGCGAGCAUGCUGCUUCCGAUUCUCGCACAGGCUCUGGAUGCGACUCCCGGCCGGCCUCCUCCAGUCUCCCUGUCCUGCUGGAUUCCACGGAGUUGGAUGCCAAGAACAAUGUAACUGCCAAAAUGGAGCAUCGUGCAAUCCGGGAUCCGGGGAAUGUCUUUGUCCUCCAGGGUUUCACGGCCACCACUGCGAAAAAGCCUCGGGGCCGAAGUCGUGGCGAUGGCUUUUGUGCAGACGGCAGGAUACAAAUAUUCCUAAUACGAGUGAUAACAAUGAAAAUUGCAUGGGACAGGAUUCAGAAAAAUGACAGAGGUUUCUUGGUUACAGGCUGCGUUGCGGGGAGAUAUGGAGAGAGCUGCCAACACAGGUGUGAUUGUGAAGGCAAAGCCCCUUGUGAGCCCUCUACUGGCCGCUGUCUCUGCCCUCCGGGGAAAACAGGAUCUAGGUGUGAUGUGGACUGCCAGCUCAGAAAAUUUGGCCCAGAUUGUUCCCAGACCUGCAAAUGUUCCACAAUCAACGCCUUCUGCAAUGCCCAGAACGGACGAUGCAUGUGUCUUCAUGGAUACAUAGGAACGACAUGUCGAGAAGGAGGCCCACCUCAACUGGCAGUCAAUGCAAGGCAAGAAGCUGGGCACAGUUUAGCGAAACACUAGGCAGCUAUACAUUUCCUCCGAAGAAGUUUACAAGGACAAUAUAAAAUGCAGAGCUCAGCCGACAUCUGAGAUUUGCCCGAUUCUGGUAUUUAUCAAAAAUGGAGCCUUCCGCAAAUAGGGUUUGGAGAAAACAGCCACGAGAAUUUUGUGUGGUCUUUAAGAUGCGCAAGAUUUCGGUGCACUGGGAAAGUUUAGGCCAGUUUGAAAGUUUAAGCUAUUCUCAAUUGUCUGGAAGUUGCCUGUGCUGUUUUUCCUGAAAAAGAUUUAAGGUGCGGGGGGGGGAUAUUUUCUCCAAGAAUUCAGGCCCGAGAGAUCCAAAAACACACCCCAAGAAGUAACAGGCUAAACGGAUCAGCUUCUCUAGCAAUGGGGAAAUCUGUAACUUGGAAGAUGUUUGGAGAUCCUGCGCUUAGCAGGGGGUGGACUAGAUGACCUCUGGGGUACAUUACAAUGGUGUGAUUC